AUGGUCAUGACAGCGUCGCGAUACCGGGCGCGCAAGCAAAAGGUCUUCCGGUCCGUUUUCCAGACGGACCUCUCAUCGCCCACGCCGCGUUCAACUCCCGUUGCAGCCUUCACCGAUCAAGGUGUUGCCUUUGGAGGUCCCCACGCGUCACCUCAGCAUGCUCCCCCACCACCGCCUCUCUUUCACGAGACUCUCCAACAUGCCGAUGACCAGGUGAGAUGGGAUCGAGCAUGGCAUGUUGUCACAUCCAAGAUCCAGCUACCAACUUCGGUUGCGGUCGAAGAUUCCUUUGGCACUUUGCCUCCAGAGUCACAAGACGUUGACUUGGAUUUCCGUGAUUCCCUCGCUCUGCUUCUCUAUCCUGGCCGCUCCUUGCCCCAAGCAGCCCAUACAGAAGAUAUUCUCCUUUGGCACACACAUCAAGUUCGCCAGCACUUUAUUCACCAUGUUAUGCCACUGCUGGCUGCAUGUACCAGCCAGGGUGAUCACACACAAGUCUUGGUCUCAAGUAUCUCAACUCUCGAAGCAGCUCAUAGGCAAUAUCUUUGGGGCUUGACACUCAUCGUCCAAGGCUACGAAGAGGAGGCAUCUGCAAACGCAGCCUUUUCAAAGUUUCGUCGUGAUUUACAUACCAUUAUUGGUAACUCUCUCAAUCAAGGCUUGACAAACGCCCUGACAAGUGUCUUGCAACGACUCAUUCGUUCUAGCCUCGGUAUAGGGAGACGUUAUGAUGGAAUAUUAGAAUCACAAGACAAUUGUGGUGAUUCGGCGGCUCGGGAAGAGCUUCUGGGACUUCUUGAGUCUCUUAAAAAUGUUGGACUUGUAGGAGAGAGAUUCCAAGUGCUCUUCGCCGAAAUCAUGGAUGCCAGCAUGGAGGAAUUUAUCAAGACCUCCUAUUCAGGGUUCUGGAAAGCGUCUGAACAGUCGUCAACGCCAGGCUCAAGUACCUUGACUGGGUGCCUUGGCCAUCUUUCAGACUGGGUUGAGAACCAGUACGGUCGCCUUGCUGUUGAGGUGUUCAGUCGUCUUGAAACUCAUAUCACUUGGAACGACGUUGAAUGCUGGAAGGAAAUCGCUGUAGGUCGCCUUGCUACUUUGCGAAUUCAAGAACUUUUCGAUAUCGCUUUGAAUUGGCCCGAAAGCCGAGGCGGACUCGAGGAUCUUCGUCUGGCCGUUUCUACGCCACAACGUCGCCUUCAAUUGACCGACAUAUUCUCCCUCACUCUUCAGAAGCGACUCCUUCAUCCCGGACGAUCCACCUCCGAUAUCCUUCAAACGUACAUUUCUAUGAUAAGGACAUUUCAUGCCCUGGAUCAUUCAAAGGUUCUCCUUGAUCGUGUCGUCCACGCACUGCAACUGUACCUGUGCCAGAGGGACGAUGCCAUUAGGAUUGUCGUCACAGGCUUGCUCUCUAACCCGAGCGAGGCUAGUACGGAGGAGGGAAAGGCAAGGCUUGCGGAGUUGGCAGUAUUACUCAACUCAGCUUCUCAACAGCAACGGCGUCAGGUAGACGACGAGGACCUAGACUGGAACGACAUGACCUGGGUGCCCGAUCCUGUGGAUGCAGGUGUCAACUACAAGAGACCUAGGAACGAGGACGUCAUCGGCACUCUGAUCAACGCGCUUGGCUCUCAAGAUAUUUUUAUUAAGGAGUUCCAGCUUAUCAUCGCGGAGCGAUUGCUUUCUAACCAGGCAAGCUUUAUACAAGAGACCAAAGUAUUGAGCCUGCUUAAGAAGCGGUUCGGUGACAAUGCUCUACAAAAUUGCGAUGUCAUGAUGAAGGAUAUUCAAGACUCAAAAAGAGUCGAUGCGGUUCUUGGCAAGAAUAUUUGUCAACCGUCGGUUGAUUCAGGAGCACUGGCAUAUCACUCCAAGAUUCUCUCCCGACUCUUCUGGCCUACCCUACCUAAAGACCCUUUCACAGUUCCGCCACCUGUUGCAGAGAUGCGGGCCAAAUAUGAGCAAGGGUUUGAGCGACUCAAGACCUCUCGGAAACUCACCUGGUUGGAUCAGUUAGGUUCUGCAACUGUGAAGCUUGACUUUGAGGACCGCACAGUCGAGCUUGAAUGCAAGACUUACGAGGCUGCGGUGAUAUACGCAUUCCAGGAUGAUAGCACUGAAGGCAAACCCGGCCCCACAGAACGAACUUUCGAUGAGAUAUGGCAACAUCUUAUGAUAGACGAAGAUCUUCUCGAGCUGGCCUUAAAAUUCUGGAUCUCCAGGCGAGUGCUUCGUGAUGUUGGUAGCCGAACCUAUGCUGUCUUGGAGCGUUUGGACGACGGUGAACAAGCUGGUGAAGCAGGUGAUCCUGGUGAAGCUCAAGAACUUGGCAACGACAGCCGCUCGUCUCCUCGCAAGCCCAAAAUCGAUCCCAAGGAGCAGGAGCGACGAACUAUAUACUGGCAGUUCAUCGUGGGAAUGCUGACAAACUCAGCACCGACUAUGCCCCUUGGACAGAUGUUAAUGAUGAUGAAGAUGCUGAUUCCCGAUGGCUGUUCAUGGACUAAUGAGGAGUUGCAGGAGUUUUUGGCAGAAAAGGUGGCGGAGAAUAAGUUGGAGCUAGCCGGCGGCAAGUAUCGCUUGCCGAAGAAGUGA
This is a messenger RNA of Fusarium redolens, 2595 nucleotides long. RefSeq lists its product as uncharacterized. NCBI's taxonomy places the organism in Eukaryota, Fungi, Ascomycota, Sordariomycetes, Hypocreales, Nectriaceae. Bases 1 to 2595 code for a protein of 864 amino acids. Gene Ontology annotation, cellular component: anaphase-promoting complex. Gene Ontology annotation, biological process: ubiquitin-dependent protein catabolic process. The transcript has a single exon. Gene Ontology annotation, molecular function: ubiquitin protein ligase binding. The record is from RefSeq and is a predicted model, not a curated record.